AUUCUCGGUAGGCUGCAGUGCGGUUCCGGUGCUGAUCAUGCCACACACAACCACACAAACACUUGCUUUCCAGCCAAUGGUGAAUCGUUGGUUAAUGCGAGUGGUAUGUACGAGCUUAGCCCCUCGAAACGCAUGAAAUUGCUCUGGACUUGGACGAAUGCAGGAAGCAUGAAGACACGAUCUAGAGCCCUCAUCCGAAGCUCAAUCUACUGCACGCCAACUGACCUCCAUCCUUGCUGUACGUAGUUACGUGUCCUCGUGUCUUCUUCUUUCUUCGCUCCGCCUCUCGAACGCUGACUCUCCAGCACUGCUGUGGAAAUACCGCGAUACGACCUUCGUGCAGGUGGCUUGUCAUGCAGGUGUUCUGCGCAUACAUGCUCUUGCCGGCAUUGACCACGACAAGGAAUGUGCUUCGAGCAGUCGCUGAAAAUCGUCCCUCACGCUGCGGUCUACUGCAGUCCUUUUGCUGCGCUUCCUGUCAUUCCACAAGCGGACCUCGUCGCUAUCAAAUGCUCAGAAUGCGCUAACCGUUUCGUGUGAAGCCAAGACUUUCUUUGUCCUGGAGCAUUUGAGUGCUUCACAGUCGAUCUCACCUCUCAAAUUCGAUCUCUACGUGAUGAUUUCCCCACAUGCACUUCAUCUCCACGUCUGAUGUCUCUGCGUACCAUGUCCGGAUCUCAUUUGCCUUUUCCCACUGGAACUUUCCUUCACAAGUGGUGGCACACCAUGGCUACCUAGUCAUCUCUGCAUCCACAUAGACCCCAAGCGCUCAUUGAUGGCCCUCGAAAAUGCCCAUGACUCUCGAAUGUGUCAGCUGGGUUGUAUGCGAUCUUAUGGAAAGCUAGGGUCCUCACGUCAUACACGCAGAAUCAUACCUGGACGAACAAUUACCACCACUCAUGGUCACUGGAAGGCAUCUCAGGUCUUGCUUGCUACACGCCCAGACUCUUGGCUUCAUGACAGCUUAUCUGCCCCGGAUUUUUUCCAGGCACAAAGCGGAGAUGUUGUGACGUGUCACAUGUGUCACAAAGUCUCCGCUCUCCAAUCGUACAGGUCGCUGUAGGACCCAGGCCAGGAUGAGAUUGAUCGAUCUACAGACUCGAUGCAAGUAGGUUUGUGGACGGACCUGCACAGUUCACCUGCGCGGGUAAGUGAGACACGCAUCCCGUGCGCAAGUGAUGGAGCUGACUACCCCGAGGAAUGUUGCGUUUUUGCUUCGCCGUUGGUCUCUCACGACAUAUCAGCCGCCUCUUUUGAGCCUAGCUUUGGUAGAGUCUCAGCCUGUCAUAAACUGGUUAAACUGCAUCAAAUCACAUGCACUAUGGAGAAGCCGGGGCCCUCUCAGAACGGUUGAUGUAUGACCAGACAUUCGACGUGCGGGAAUACACUCCGCCUUUAAAUCAAUGGGCCCACUCGAGCUUAGCGUGGUAUUUACCGCUCGGUCAUGAGGGGCCGGAGACGGGACUCUCAACGCCGUAUUGGACCACCGCGUCCACACCCCAUUCCCGAGGAGAUCAUCUGAUGGGAUCGCAGUGGUGUCGGAACUCCGUCUUCUCGUCCCUUCCAUCUACAGUAUAUCACGCGCUCUCCCUUUCAUGAGCUUUCAGAAUGACAUUCUAUUUCAUUAUUCAGUCGCGGUCGGCGUUCUAGAGCGAUGACCCCUCAUCACGGGUUCUUUCACAUUCCUUCGCGCGUUGCCCGACCAGAUCGGUGGUACUCUGCAUAUAAAGGCACCAUCCCACAUCUCCCCAAUAUCUACACCGAUCCAAGCUCUCCAACAUGGCCACGACCAUCGCAAGAAACAACACCGCAGCCCUCUUCUCGCCUUUGAAAUUCGGAGACCACGUCAUUCGCGACCGGCUUGCCAUGGCUGCGCUGACACGUAACCGCUCUUCCGACACGGUCCCCAACGCGCUCAUGCGGGAAUACUACGUCCAGAGAGCCCGGGGCGGAGCGGGGCUCAUCGUGACCGAGGGUUGUCUAGUAAGCAGACAAGGCACGGAGUGGGAAAAUGCACCGGGGAUCUGGAGCGCCGAGCAAGUGGCCGGCUGGAAGGACAUCGUGGAUGCCGUGCAUGCAGAGGGCGGUAAGAUCUAUUGCCAGCUGUGGCAUGCCGGUCGAGUGUGCCAUCCUGAGACGCGACACCAAAAGGCGUCAGGCGAGCCCGUGUACGGACCAUCGCCCAUCGCAGCUCACGGAGGGAAGUUCCGGUUUCUGCCCGGUGUACCGGGAUACGUGACCCCCACCGAAGUCCCUGAUCCCGCGACGCUGAUAGAACUGUUCCGUCUCGGCGCCCUGAAGGCGAAAGAUGCGGGCUUCGACGGGGUCGAGAUCCACGGGGCAAACGGCUAUCUCGUCCACCAAUUCCUCGAUGCGUCAUCCAAUCAGCGGACUGACAAAUGGGGCGGCAGCCCCGAAAACCGCUCCCGCUUUGCUAUUGAGCUGCUCAAGGUCCUAGUGGACAUCUGGGGCCCCAAUGUCGGAGCGAAAUUCACCCCAGCUGGGGGCUACAACGACAUGGGCUUCCCAUUGGACGACACGAUUGCCACGUUCGGCCACCUGCUGUCCUCGAUCGACACCCUCGGACUCGCAUACGUCUCCCUCGUGCGCUACUCGGACUACUUCGAUCCGGAAAAGCGGGGGACCGACCACGACGUUCUUGCAACUUACGCGCCGUUCCUCAAAUCGACACCGCUCAUCCCAAACGGCGGAAUCACAUCUGGGGAGGCGGCGGAAUGGGUUGCGAGUGGGAAAUAUCCCGCGGUCUUCCUCGGGACGCUUUGGAUGACGCAUCCCGAUCUGGCUAAGCGCGUUAAAUUCGGGAAGGAAUUGGCGAAUGAUUUGGAUGGCCCACACAUCUACGGUGGAGACUUUGAUCCCGUGAUCGGAUACACGGAUUAUCCAGCGGCUGAGUACGAUCAAUGAGAGCAUCGUCCCUCGAAGUAGUCCAGAAAGGUCAAUGUAUACGAGUAUCGUAAACAGCUGGAAGCUGUCCAGACGUCGCGAAGCAGAGUCGACCCAGACAAUGCUGAAUCUUGUAAAUGUAUUUGAGCCCAUAUUUCCAUGACGCUCAUGUUGAAGACUCGAAAAGUCAAUAUCUACCAUUGCUACCGACCGUUCGAUCGCCCCAGAUAGGACGAACUAUAAGGUAUUUCUGCUAGAUACCACAGCUGUCUGAAUAACCCACUCAAGCGAGUCCUUAUAGGAAACCUCUCUGUUCAGUGUCCGGACCGAGACAACGAGACUGAUCUGCCAAGGCGUUGAGGCACGGGAGGGAGAUCAGCAGCGACAGCGAAGAGAGGACGAGAGUGAUAACGAUGCAAUUCAAGGCGCAACGGUGCGUACUGGUUGCUGACGUAGAGUGAUGCAUACUGCCAAUGCGCACAAAGCUUUGCGAGACUGAAAGCACGUGAUCUGUGAUUUGGUGCGUGCAAUACCGGGGGCUCAUCUGACUGCUCAGCAGUGCGAACCAAGUUAUUGAGCUCGAGUAUUCUGUUCCCUGCACACAUAUAUCAUGAAGAAUCACUGUCACGUCCGAUUCCCUAAUUCAAAUCAAAGAUUCAGAAUCAAGAACGCACCUAUUGAGU
Messenger RNA from Mycena citricolor, 3587 nucleotides. The record is from the annotation of a GenBank genome assembly. Lineage: Eukaryota; Fungi; Basidiomycota; Agaricomycetes; Agaricales; Mycenaceae.